AAUCAUUUAUCGCCGUACAGGUCAGUCCAGGGCAACAGCUUACGUAAUUUACCGGCGUGACCUCACGGAAUUCUGCCCGUAAUGAAAUGCGACAGAACGCCGAGACAUCGCAAUUAUCUGAACCACUUUGUCCAUGUUGACGUUAAAGUCCACGUAUUCACGUCCAUCAUGUAGCGAAUAAGUACCAAGAGGAAGUUUGAGAUAAGACCAGCUUUGCAACUCCUCCAUUGAGAAAUGCAACAUUUGCGAACCCCAAUGCAAGCUCUGAGACGGGCCCAGGCUGAUGUCAUCUGUCGCAGCCGUCGCAAAGUCAAACCGUCGUCUGAGCUACUCCAGGUCCUUCCCGACCUCUAUGAAAUCUUCAACGAGACCCAGCCACACCGAGCCGGCCAGCGGCGGGGAAAAAAGCUACACUGGGCUUUGCUGCCCCACAGAUUAAGCUUUUUGAAUCGGUCGCCUGUCGGUAAUCUCAAAGAUGUAGGUAUUUCGGCAAGGUAUAGCACACGGGCAGCAGUUCUGCAGGAUGUCAGUGUACCAGAUGGACUCUUACUUAAUACCACCCACCGUGUCAGAUUGGAGAAAGCAUCAACACUGAAUCUGUGUGAAAUCUCAAAACUGCAUCAAUCCCUCUGUGUGGCAAAGAGUCAUCAAAAUGAAUCCCUCAAUGCACGUUUCUCUCUUGAAGAGAUUCUAACCAGUCUGCAGAGCAACCCAGCUGUCGUACCAGUGAAAAGAAUGGGCCCAGUGCAAGGUUUGCUGGAUGAAAUCCAGUGGAGGAAGCUACGUGGAAAACCAAAUCCCGAGAGUAUAAAUGGUCUUGAUCUGCACCACCUUCUCAAUCUCCAGUCUCAAACCAGCAGAAAGAAAUUCCUCAAUUUCUUGUUGAAGAAGGAGAAGCACAAACUUAAGAAGACAAAAAAGAAGGAAUCAAGAAUGAAAUUGAAGGCCCAGGAAGCAGCUACUCUUCAACAGCCAGACUUGACUGUCAAGAACGCUUUGGUUCGCCAGGGUCAGUCUAUCGCAGAGAACACUGCUAAUACGUGGAACCUUGCCCGAGGUUUGAUGUUCGGUCCCCCCAUUGUGUUUGAUCUGAGCUACGACCAUCAUAUGGAUCGACGCGAGCUCAUCAACGCUGUCAUGCAGCUGAAUCUUGUCCUCAAAACCAACAAAACUAUGCGCGACCCCUUUCACGUUCACUUCACAAACGUAGCCCAUGAUGGCCACACUGAGCAAGAACUGAAGCGUGUUCACGGAGAGCAUCUCGACAACCUGAUGGUUAGCAUUACUGAACAGCCCCCUCAGCACGUGUUUGUCAGCGAAGAGCUAGUUUACCUGACAGCGGACUCCCCAAACGUCCUCACAGGCUACAACCCCAACAAAGUUUACAUCAUUGGAGGUUUUGUUGACAGGUGUGUCAAGAGUCGAGUGUCACUCAGGAAGGCAGAGGAGGCAGGAAUCGUCCAUGCGCGACUGCCUCUGGAUGACCAUCUCCAGUGGCAUAAGAGCACCAAGAACUUAACGUUAGACCAGAUGAUGGCCAUCUUGAGUGAGCUGAGAGAAUCCCAAGACUGGAGGAAAGCUCUUCAACAUGUUCCAAGCAGAAAACAUCUUGGAAUUAAGAUACAUGCAUCUCCAGCAUGAACACAAAUGUAUCUACCAAGGUUUUACACUUUAGUGCCUUGAAUUUUCACAGAAUGAAUGAAUGGAAUACGCACUAACAAAGUGUUCUCUGACUCUUCAAAAUUUACCACUUACCCAUUUCAGUUGUACUAAAUUUAGAUUUAACCAGUCCUUUAAUUGAUUUCUUGUAAAAUUGCCAUUUGGACGAUACAAUACUGUACUUAAUGCACUGUGAGUACUAGCAAAGUUGUGGUUUUCUCAUUACCUCUGUUUUGUUGAAUUUCUUUUACCAAUAAGCCAUCUUUCCACCACAAAAUACAUGGAAAAACCAUGUUGCCUAUGAUGUUGGCAUUAUAUAUUUA
Molecule: messenger RNA, 1982 nt
Organism: Acanthaster planci (crown-of-thorns starfish)
Lineage: Eukaryota; Metazoa; Echinodermata; Asteroidea; Valvatida; Acanthasteridae
Product: tRNA methyltransferase 10 homolog C-like
Biological process (GO): mitochondrial tRNA 5'-end processing; positive regulation of mitochondrial translation
Cellular component (GO): mitochondrion; nucleoplasm; nucleus
Molecular function (GO): tRNA binding
Source: RefSeq, a predicted model, not a curated record